This is a messenger RNA of Hyaena hyaena (striped hyena), 1600 nucleotides long. It is a transcript of the gene KLRG2, whose product is annotated as killer cell lectin like receptor G2. The transcript has 5 exons. The coding region runs from base 52 to 1278 and encodes 408 amino acids. The record is from RefSeq and is a predicted model, not a curated record. NCBI's taxonomy places the organism in Eukaryota, Metazoa, Chordata, Mammalia, Carnivora, Hyaenidae.
CUGGGCGCAGGUGCGUUCCGCUCUGCGUCUCUCGGUUGCUUGGCUCGCGUGAUGGAGCGGGCCCAGGCGGCAUCGGAAGGAGACCAGGCCGAGUUCUCCAUGAACCCGCUGGGGAGCCAGGUCGCGGAGCCGCAGCAGCCUCAGGUCUCUGCCGGCGAGCGCCGGCCUGAGAGUCCCGAGGGCAGCUUGUGUCUGGUCCCGGCCGUCAAGGUGGCGGCGGGCGCGGGCCAGGACCUCGCCGGCGGGAAGAAGCAGCCCCCGCCCCGCCCGGCGUUCCUGAGGCUGCCGCCACCCAGCCUGGGCUACGGCGCCUUCCGCCGCCAGGCGUCCGCGGGCUCCGAGCCGCCGUCGCCCGGCCCCGCCGCGGCGGAGCAGCCCCAGGCCGGCGAGGCGCCGGGGGCCGAGCUGGCGCCAGGGGAGCAGCAGCCUGGCGCUUGGGCGCCGGUGGAACUGCAGGUGGACGUGCGCGUGAAGUCCGUGGGCGCGGCCGGGAGCAGCCGCGCGCCCUCGCCGGCGCCCUCCACGCGCUUCCUCACCGUGCCGGUGCCCGAGUCCCCGGCCUUCUCCCGCCACGCCUUACCCGCCCUCCCGCUCCUGCCGCGGAACCCUGCCUGGCCGGAGCGCGGCCUCGAUGCCGAGGGCCGGGCCAGCCCCGCCGACGGGCGCACUGAGCCCCCGGGCUCCCCCACCACGUGCCGCGGCCGCUGCAGGGAGCUGGGGCUGGAGAAGAAGGAGGACGCCGCGCUGCUGUCCCGCGCCGAGACGCGCGGCGGCGAGAAGCUGCCCCGGGCCAUAGAGCUCAUAGGGCUGCCUCUGUACAUGAAGUCCCUGCGCUGGGCCCUAGCGGUCAUGGCUGUGUUUCUGGCGGUGUCCGCGGUCGCCAUUGUGGCCCUGGCUUCUAGAACAGGCGCCACGUGCCGGCCGUGCCCGCCGGGCUGGAUGUGGCGUGAGGAGCAUUGCUACUACGUCUCUGCCGAGGCUCGGGCCUGGGAGGCCAGCCAGGCCUUCUGCUUGGCUCACCGCGCCACCCUCCCCCUGCCGGACCACACCCAGGACUUCCUGAGCAGAUAUCCGCUCACCAAACACUCCUGGCUGGGGGCCCGGCGAGGCCCCCAGGGCUGGCACUGGAUCGACGGGGCCCCACUACCGCCCCAGCUACUCCCGGAGGAAGAUGAGGACCAGCCCGGCCUCAAGUGCGGGGGCCUGGAGGAAGGCAAGGUUGUGGCUUGGGACUGUGCCUCUCCAAGACCCUGGGUCUGCGCCAAGCGGACCGAGUGAUUGGGGUUCUGCCCGUCCGGGGACUUCGGGGGCGUGCGGCCCCAAGCGGAGGCCAGGUGGCCGGCUGGGGUAGCCACUCCCCUCCCUGGACCCAGGCUUCGGGGUGUCCCUGCUUGGCGCUGAGGGGCCCUCUCUGAGCGAAGCCGGGACUGGACUUCUGGUGCGAGCAGAUCACGUCCAGGGGAACGGAGGUUUUCUGGGGCCCUGGACAGAGUGUGUAUUUUAGCCUCCAGCCUCCGAAGUGGAUUCGUUGGGUUACCUUGGGAUGGUUUCUGAGCACUUUUGAGCCUGGGUUUCUCCCUCAUUAAAAUGGCGUUCCGCA